CUCUGGGAUGAAACGUCCCGCUAGCGGUAGAAAACAACACUACGAAGCAGUUAUGUGACGCAAGCUCCGAUGCAGAUACCGCUGAAGCGCGGGGCGCGGCGAUGAUAACAGGAAAACUGGCCGCCGCCGGAGGUCGGACUACAAAAGACGGCCGGCGCCCGGAUCGGGCACCACUCGCUGUCCUCCGCUCGGUGCUGUGCGGUACAGGUGGCCCUCGACCGGCCCGGCGCGUCUGAGUCACAACUGUCUGCUGCCUCUUCUGUUUGUCUUCCAGCUUCACCUACACUCGACAGAUGGUGAUGUCUGCUCUGAGGUCGGUGCUGGGUCUGGCGCUGCUCGGACUGGUCUCCAGCGUCGCCCAGUUCCACGGCAGCUCCCACCACGCCAGUGUUCACCGGCCCAGCACGCACUACGUGGCGGCGCGGCCGAGCAGCUCCUACGGUGCUCCGCGGGUAGUGACGGCCGCCACCAACUACCAGCAGCCCCAGGUGUACCGGGUCAGCUCGCCCUCGACACACACCGCCGCGCAAAACUUCAACAGUGGAGCUCAGAACUUCCACAGUGGCGCGCAGAAUACGCACAGUGGAGCGCAGAAUACGCACAGUGGAGCGCAAAACUUCCAGAGUGGAGCUCAAAACUUCCACAGUGGAGCGCAGAAUUUCCACAGUGGCGCGCAGAAUACGCACAGUGGUGCUCAAAACUUCCAGACUGGUGCGCAAACGUUCAACACCGGUGCGCAAAACUUCAACAGCGGUGCUCAAGGCUUCCGCAGCACUGCUCCGUCAUCGCACAGCGGCUCACAAAACUUCCGCAGCAGUGCGCCAUCAUUCCACAGCAGUGCGCCGUCCACUCGCACCAGUGCGAACACGUUCCCGAGCAGUGCGCAAACGUUCCCGAGCAGUGCACAAACCUUCUCGACCAGCGCGCCUCACCUCCAGAGCAGCGCUCCGUCCUCUCACAGCAACACGCAGGGUCCGCGGAACACCGCGUCCUCCUUCCAGGCCAGCGCUCCCUCCUCACAUAGCGGAGGAGCGCAGAGCUUCCGCGGCAGCUCGCCGUCCUUCCAGAGCAGUGCGCCGUCCUCCCCGUCCAGUCCGUCGGGCAGCGGCAGCAGCGCGAGCAGCAGUGGACCCAAGUUCGUGGGCCGGCAGCGCCUCGCGCCGACCACCUCCGGCCGGCAGUCGUUCGACAGCCGCAAACAGCUGCGGCAGACCGUCCGCGCCGUCAUCCAAGGUUCGACCAAGUACUACGUGUCGUGGGCGAGCGGCAGCCACCGCACCUACACGUGGGACGAGGCCGACCACGAGUGCCGGCGCUACGGUCUCCGGCUGGUCUCUCUCACCAGCUUCGAGAAGGAGGCCGAGAUCAGCAAGCUGCUCAACAACGCUCCCUUCCCGGUGGCGUACUACUGGACGUCUGCCACCAAGCAGGGUCCCAACGGCGGCUUCAUGUGGGCCGACCGGGACACCACACCCGUGUGCGAGAUCGACAGUCCGCGGGACGUGUGCCACGAGAACUGGGGACGCGUGGGUCAGCUGCGCCAGCCGCAGCCCGACAACGCAGAGGGCCACGAGAACUGCCUGGCCGUGCUGAACAGGUUCUACCCGGGAGACGGCAUCACCUGGCACGACAUCGCCUGCCACCACAAGAAACACUUUGUCUGCGAACGGUACUAAUCAGCCGGGUCGGUAAAGGGUGUGUUGAUAUUGUAGCAGAACGUCCGGCCGCCGGCCGUUGUCGGGCAGAGCCCAUGGAGUCGGUAGAGUCGUUAGGAGUUGACAGUCGUUAGGAGUCGAUGGAGUCGUUAGGAGUCGAUUGAGUCGAGAUAUUUCAAACAAAAGACAAAGUUGAUAGAGUUUACAUAGUCGACAGAGCGUCGAGAGCGUCGUCAGCCGGAUCUGACCGAAGCUUUAGAGCAGCAGGUGGCCAGUGGACCGUUCGUUCGUCGUGGGGUCGCGGCGGCGGCAGACGCGCGUCGCCGCUGCUGCGUAACAUAUGUGAGACGAUUUUUUGUUUUAUGUUGUGUCAUUUAUUGAUGUGUGUAUAAUAUAAUUAUUG
Molecule: messenger RNA, 2058 nt
Organism: Amphibalanus amphitrite
Lineage: Eukaryota; Metazoa; Arthropoda; Thecostraca; Balanomorpha; Balanidae
Product: A-agglutinin anchorage subunit-like
Exons: 4
Coding region: 294-1676 (460 amino acids)
Source: RefSeq, a predicted model, not a curated record